Molecule: messenger RNA, 1237 nt
Organism: Octopus sinensis (East Asian common octopus)
Lineage: Eukaryota; Metazoa; Mollusca; Cephalopoda; Octopoda; Octopodidae
Product: zinc finger protein 2 homolog
Exons: 4
Coding region: 224-865 (213 amino acids)
Biological process (GO): regulation of transcription by RNA polymerase II
Molecular function (GO): RNA polymerase II cis-regulatory region sequence-specific DNA binding; DNA-binding transcription factor activity, RNA polymerase II-specific
Source: RefSeq, a predicted model, not a curated record
UUGCCCAAGAUGCCACGCAGUGGGACUGAACCCGGAACCAUGUGGUUGGUUAGCAAGCUACUUACCAAACAGCCACUCCUUCAGGUUUGGACUAAUAUCACAGUGGAUGGAUGGAAAAUAUACAGAAUAAAUAUUUGUUGGAAACAGGAUUAGAAGUUGAAAGGGAGACAAAGAAGAAAAAAAGCAUCUGAUAAAAAUAUCUGGAUAUAUCAGCGAAAGAAAAAUGGAAUUAUUUGAGGAAAAUGAUAAAUGUAAAUAUCAAACUGAAAGGAUUGAGUUUAUUAGGGAGUUAAAAGAUGUUGAAAAAACAUCAUACCACUGUGAAAUCUGUAGCAGAUCGUUCACUCAGAAAGGUAAUCUUACUACUCACAGACGUAUUCAUACAGGAGAGAAGCCAUAUGACUGUGGCAUCUGUGGUAAAUCAUUCUCUCAGAAAAUUAGCUUAAUUACACACAGACGUAUUCAUACAGGAGAGAAGCAAUAUUACUGUGAUAUCUGUGGUAAAUCAUUCUCUCAAAAUAACCACUUAGUUACACAUAAACUCACUCAUACGAGAGAGAAGCCAUAUCAGUGUGAUAUCUGCGGUAAAUCGUUCUGUCAAAAAAUUAGCUUAAAUAUACAUAAGCACACUCAUACAGGGGAGAAACCAUAUCACUGUGAUACCUGUGGGAGAGCAUUCUCUGAUAAAAAUACCUUAACUACACACAAGCGUAUUCAUACAGGAGAGAAGCCAUAUCGCUGUGAUAUCUGUGGUAAAUCCUUCUCUGUAGGUAGUACUUUAAUUAACACAAACGUAUUCAUACAGGCGAGAAACCAUAUGACUGUGACAUCUGUGGCAAAUCAUUUUCUGUUAGUAGUACCUUAACUACACAUAAACGCAUUCAUACAGGGGAGAGGCCAUAUCACUGUGAUAUCUGUGGUAAAUCAUUCUCUCAAAAUAAUCAUUUAACUGCACACAGACACACACAUACUGGAGAGAAACCGUAUCACUGUGAUUUCUGUGGUAAAUCAUUCUCUGCGAGUAGUAAUUUAACUAAACACAAAAACAUUCACACAGGAGACAAACCAAACAAACAUGGUAUUUGUGGUUCAUCAUUCCCUAACGGAAGCAAUUAAAUUAAACCAAUGCUCUCACACAAGAAAGAAGGCUGGUCAUCUCGAUACUGUAACUGCACCUGUGUAAUCAUACAGAAGAUUAAUUGUAUCACUGACAAAAGUCAUUCUCUAAAUGAAAUAU